This is a messenger RNA of Racocetra persica, 505 nucleotides long. NCBI's taxonomy places the organism in Eukaryota, Fungi, Glomeromycota, Glomeromycetes, Diversisporales, Gigasporaceae. The record is from the annotation of a GenBank genome assembly.
AUUAAGGAUAAAGUUUCUUAUAUUGUUUGGAAAUUUGAACCAACUGAGAAUGAAAAGUUACAUGCUCAAAUGUAUUUACAAUUUCAUUCUACUAAGAGACAAACUCUUAAAAGUGCUAAAGAAAUAUUUAAAGAGGAUAAAUCAUUAAUAUUUCAAGAAAAAUUAGGUGGUACUUCUAUUCAAAAUAGAGAUUAUUUAUUAAAAACUUAUGAUCGGUCUUGGGGAAGAGGUACUUUACCAAAAGAAGUUGUUGGUCCAUUCGAAUUUGGAGAAUUCAGAGAAAUUGAAAAAAGUUUUACCAAAGCUUAUAGAGAAAAAAAAGAUAUAAAAGAACUAAAGCUUGAAGAACAUCAAGGAGGUUUAGAUAGUAACAAAAUGUUAGAAGAAGAAAAAACACCACUUGAAAUAUUUAGAGAAAAUAAAAAUAAAAUUCUAUAUUGUAAAAGUUAUGAGACAAUGAUAAAAAUUUAUAAUGAUUUACAAAAAGAAAAACAAAAAGAAAAGG